AUGUCUAAGUCUCCGUUAUUCGAAGGCAAGAGCCUUCAGUCGGACGAUGCGCCUGUGACCUAUGUCAGAGACCUGGGGAAUGAGUUUGCAAUGGAUUCGAUGGGCAGGAGAGCGGUGGCCGAGCAGUACCAAGGCACAGAGGAAGAUCAAUACACCAUGAAGGUCCUGGGCAGAACGCAGGAAUUACGCCGCAACUUCGGUUUCUUGCCUACCCUCGGCUUCGCUUCCACGCUGAUUGCUACUUGGGAGUUCAUCCUCGCAACGCUUCUAAGUGGCCUUACCAAUGGAGGCACUGCCGGUCUGUUCUGGGGCUACUUAGUGGUCGCGACAGGGUUCUUUCUCGUUUACUUAAGCGUGGCCGAAUUGGCGUCUAUGGCUCCGACGUCCGGCGGCCAAUACCACUGGGUAUCUGAGUUUGCGCCACGGAGCUGUCAGAAGUACCUGAGCUAUCUUACCGGCUGGCUUACCUUUAUUGGUUGGCAAUCGGGCGUCGCCGGGACCUCGUUCAUGGUUGGAACAAUUAUCCAAGGCUUAAUAGUCUUAAACUACGAGUCUUACGCAUACCGAAGCUGGCAUGGAACAUUACUUGUCAUCGGGGUUACCUCGUUCGGUAUCGCCUUCAACACGAUCUUUGCCCGGAGGCUACCACUUGUCGAAAACAUCCUAAUGGUCCUUCACGUCCUGGGAUUCUUUGUCGUGGGUUUCGUGCUGUGGAUCUUGGGCCCGCGUGCCAAUGCAAAGGCUGUCUUCACCGAGUUCAGGAACAACGGCGGCUGGUCUACCGAUGGAACAUCCUUUCUGGUAGGACUGAACCCGCUAGUAGUCUCGUUGUUAGGUUUCGACUGUGUUGCCCACAUGUCCGAAGAAGUUAACGACGCCUCACGGACCGUACCGCUGGCGAUAAUCUGGGGGAAGCUAGUGAACGCAGUGUUUGGGUUUGGAAUGAUCAUUACCGUCAUUUUUAUUUGGGGCGACAUGGAUGAAAUCGCACUGUCGCCAACCGGGUACCCGUUCAUCCAGAUUUUCUACAACAUCACGCACAGCUACGCUGGCACGAACAUCAUGACAGCAAUCAUCGUUGUAACUUUGACCGCCUGUGUUAUUGCAACCGUGGCCACCGCUUCCCGCCAGAUUUGGUCUUUCGCGAGAGACAAUGGACCGCCCUUCUCCGCGACACUAUCACGCGUCAAACCUGGCUGGGAUAUUCCGCUGAACGCGGUGCUCAUCUCGCUCGCUGUGACUAUCUUACUCUCCCUCAUCAAUCUUGGCUCGAGCGUUGCCCUUACCGCGAUGUUCUCUCUAAGCUUAGCUAGUGGCAUGACCUCGUACACCUUGUGUAUCGGCUGUGUGCUACUCAAACGCUUCCGUGGCGAAAAACUUCCGGAACGGCGGUGGACGCUGGGCCGCGUCGGUGGGCCUGUGAACGUCGCAUCGCUUGUCUUUCUCUUUGUGAUGUACAUCUUCAGCUUUUUCCCUACCGUUACGCCUGUCAAACCGAGUACUAUGAACUGGGCGGUCGUCAUGUAUGGAUCCGUGGUUUUGUUUGCCACAGGGUACUACUUUGUGAUUGGAAAGAAGGUGUACAUAUCGCCCGCCGAAAGGGUAAGGAGAGACGCUAGUUUUUGA
Messenger RNA from Coniosporium apollinis CBS 100218, 1626 nucleotides. RefSeq lists its product as uncharacterized. Gene Ontology annotation, cellular component: membrane. Bases 1 to 1626 code for a protein of 541 amino acids. The record is from RefSeq and is a predicted model, not a curated record. Gene Ontology annotation, molecular function: transmembrane transporter activity. Lineage: Eukaryota; Fungi; Ascomycota; Dothideomycetes. Gene Ontology annotation, biological process: transmembrane transport. The transcript has 7 exons.